AUGUCGCCCAUCUCCACGCCGCGCGGGCGCGGCGAGGAGGGACCCAACGCACGCAUGCGGGACGUCACCAAGCGACGGAGCCUCAACAUGGAGCUCACCAGCAGCGGCGCAGUGAUCGCAGCCAAGGCCAAGGAGCGAUCCAAGGCCGCGCACGUCCGGUACACGGGACCCUCGCUGUCAUCGUCGUCGUCGGGCGGCAACAACCCGCUGCUGACGUCAUCAUCGUCGUUCAGAAGCGAGGACGAGGACACGGCGACCGAGGGCAUGUACAGCGAGGACGAGAGCCGAGAGGGCACGGAGGGCGAGGAGAUCAUCGGCAAGUACCGGGAGGAGGUCUCCCAGCUGCGCGAGGAGCUACGAACGGUGCGAGAGGAGCUCCAGCGCGCGAGGGAGGAGAGGGAGCGGAAGGGAACCGAGGUCCGUGGCUACCCAUCCUCCUCUUCUUCCUCCUCCACUUCUACCGCCACCUCCACCUCCUAUCUGGUCUAUCACCACCACUACCUCAACAACGCGAAGAGCGAGAGCGAGAGCGAAGAGGCCACCCCCGAAUUUCGGUCCCGCUUCGAGUACUCGGACCGUCUCCUGCGCGGCGUGGGGGGCGACAGCGACAGCGAGGAGGACGAGGCGAGAGCGAAAGCGAAGGCGAAGAGGCGGCGAAGCAAGAAGGAGAAGGAGCUGAGAAAGAGGAGAAGGAUGAAGACGAAGAAGGCGACGGUUUGCGAGCAAGAGGACGAAGCCGGGGAGGGUCUCGUGCCCGAUGAACCUGCAAGGCUCCGAGAGGUGGAGGCGGAGGAGAUAGUGGGAAGGGUGGCCGCGGCCUUGGGUCCUUCGCUCUCGCAAUCGCUCUCGCACGCGGCCUUCGCGCUGCUCUCCAAAUUCAAGCGGACCAUCUGA
This is a messenger RNA of Acanthamoeba castellanii str. Neff, 894 nucleotides long. RefSeq lists its product as uncharacterized. The transcript has a single exon. The coding region runs from base 1 to 894 and encodes 297 amino acids. The record is from RefSeq and is a predicted model, not a curated record. Lineage: Eukaryota; Discosea; Longamoebia; Acanthamoebidae.